CCCCUUUCUUUUAUUCCCAAUCUUCAUUUCUGUGGGUGUUUUGAAACUUCCAUGGAAAACGUUAUUGAAAGUUCUAAUUCCUAUCGUGAGGGCACAGUUGAUGAAAUGGAGCAACGAAAAAUUGAGCUUGUUGCUGAAUUGAAUCGAAUUAGUAAGGAGAACCAGCAGCUCAUGCUCAUGAUAAAUCUUCUAUCAACUAACUACCGAAGCUUACAAACACAGCUCAUAAAGCACCAGGAAGAUAGUUUGAGACCAUCUCCAAGAACCAUGGGAAGAACACUUAAAUUAGGGAUAAACAUAGCAGAGGAUAUGCAUCAUGGAAGUUCUACAGAGGAACUUAAUAUGGAUAAGGCUCUUAAAUUAGGGAUAAACAUAACAGAGGAUAUGCAUCAUGGAAGCUCUAUAGAGGAAGUUAACAUGGAUUGUAUUGUCAAUUCUAGCAGUUCUGAGGAAAUGUCCAAGACCUUCGACAGGAAUCUUAAAGAUACAGUAGAGGAUUUAGAACUGCGAGACAAAAAGAGGAAGCAAACUUGUGAAUUGCAGCAGCAGAGUAAUAGUGAGAAUGGUGAUUCAAGCACGGAGGGAGAUUGCCACAACAAGAAAGGCUCAGUCUUUCAGAAUGUGACUGUGCAUAAGAAAAUCAUAACUACACAGACAAGAUCAGAGACAACUGUGGUUAACGAUGGCUGCCAAUGGCGAAAAUAUGGGCAAAAGAUGACAAGAAACAACCCCUGGCCUAGAGCUUAUUACAGAUGCGCCAUUGGACCAUCUUGCCCAGUUAGAAAACAUGUACAGAGGUGUAGUCAUGACUCCACUAUUGUGAACACUACUUACAAAGGCCAACAUAAUCAUCUUAUCAAGCCUGUGGAGAAGGGCCCCAUGAAUGCUGCAACUGAUCUGCAAAUUGCUAAGGGUUGUGCCAGCUUGAUGGCAGGGAAUCAACUCCCAUUUCCUGCCGCAGUCUCAUUCAUGGGUUCAUCUCCCAUCAUCACUCUUGAUCUUACAAGAAAUCUUGAAGCUCCCUGAGUCAAACAUUCAAGGGACCUGAAGGCCUUAGAUUCAGGAAAGUGUGGAUGAGUUUAUACAGUACAGUUUGGAAGAGUUUGUACACAGUACACCAGCUGUUUAGUUGGAAGCUCAAGUCUCGGAACAAAUGGUUGGUAUAGUGAUUUCAGAUGAGCCAUCUAAAUAAGUCAAUAUUUAGAAUGUGUUCUUUAAGUUUAGUCAAUACGAAUUCAUUGUUUAAGGAGGAGCGUAAAAUAGAGUUUAUAUGUAACAUGAAUUGUGACAGUUUAUGUUAACUCAAUUGUAACCAAAAUUGUAAAUAUAGUUUGGUAUCUGUUUGGUUACCUCAAUUUGAAAUCCAAAAUAUAGUUUGGCAUUAUAGUUCUCA
This is a messenger RNA of Cryptomeria japonica (Japanese cedar), 1393 nucleotides long. RefSeq names its product probable WRKY transcription factor 61. The transcript is spliced from 4 exons. The record is from RefSeq and is a predicted model, not a curated record. NCBI's taxonomy places the organism in Eukaryota, Viridiplantae, Streptophyta, Pinopsida, Cupressales, Cupressaceae. Gene Ontology annotation, biological process: regulation of DNA-templated transcription. Gene Ontology annotation, molecular function: DNA-binding transcription factor activity; sequence-specific DNA binding. Bases 52 to 1026 code for a protein of 324 amino acids.